AUGGCUGCCGUUGCCAACGACAUACUCGGCCUCGUCGCCCGCCAGGCCGCCACUUCUGCCUCGUCUGCCAUUAACGAGGUGAUAUCCACAACGACCUCAGCCUCGUCGACAUCAUCACCGACGCCCGACCGAACCUCGCAGGGCCCAGCCGGCCCCUCGCAGUCUGAAGGGAACGGGGGUGGCGGUGGAGGCGGCGGCGCCAGCUCCCCACUGCUAUUCUUCGUGGCGCUGGGCUUUGGCGUUGUGUUUACCAACCUCUGGAUCAUCGUUGGUGUAAAAUACUGCUUCCGGUACAACGCUCGCAACCGACAGAUGCGCCUGAAUGAAGACGGCGAGCCCAUUACCCUCGAAAACAUGCCUCGCCCGCACCGCCGUCGUCGCGAGAAGAAGUUGAUGACUAUGGAGGAGGUGAACGAGAAGUUCCCCAUGAUGAAGUACAAAAGCUGGGUACUUGAGCGCGCUAAGGAAGGUUUGCCCACCGCUGGAGGCGUGUCAGCUCCUCCAAGCCGUGCGGGCAGUGUUCGAUCUGUCCAGGGUAUUGUUCCCCGUGUCGCUCCUGAGGGAUCUUCCAAGGGACCGCAUCGCGAUGUUCCAGCCUGCUACCAACCUGCAGCGGCACGAAACGCUCUCCGAUGA
This is a messenger RNA of Verticillium alfalfae VaMs.102, 636 nucleotides long. RefSeq names its product RING-8 protein. Lineage: Eukaryota; Fungi; Ascomycota; Sordariomycetes; Glomerellales; Plectosphaerellaceae. The transcript is spliced from 2 exons. Bases 1 to 636 code for a protein of 211 amino acids. The record is from RefSeq and is a predicted model, not a curated record.